CUUUUCAAAAUUGCAGUUGAACUUGAGCCCUACAAUCGUGCUCCUUGCAACUUUCUUCCUUGCUUUCUUUAGAAGCAUAUGACGAUUGCUUAUGGAUCAUCGAACGAAGCCAUGGAAUCAUUUGGUUUCUUCCAUUAGGAACUAGUGUUUUUGAUGCUAGUGCAAAGUGAGGAAAUCAUAUUGUUAUUUUUCCUUUGACGUUAUGAAGAUUAUGUUUCGUCUUUCGCUUGGAUUUUUGCUGGUGCUGUUGUUUUUUCACUGCACCUGUGUUGAUUCGAAGGUGGAAGAAAAUGCAAACACCGGUCUCGAUUCGAAAACAGUAAAUAAAGUAAUUGAUGCAAGCAAGGACACUGAAUCUAAUAAGGUUCUCAAUUCUGGUUCUGCUGGUAAGGAGAAGAAAGAUGAACAUCAAGGAAGCGUUUCAAGGGAGGGUGUUAAGAGCAGUGGGGAUAAGAUUAAGAAGGAUCAUGAAAGUGAAACAGUAUCGGAAGGGGAUGCAAAUGAAGUAAAGAAGGACGGUGAUUUACGUAAGGAUGUAAAGAAUAAGGGAGAGAAAGAGAAGGGGAAGCCGGUGGAUAAUUCAGUUUCGAAGGAAAAGUUCAAGAGUAGUGGGAAGGACGGCAGUACAGAGUCUUCAGCAUCGAAAGGAAAGGAUAUCUCUUCUGGUGAGGACUGUGAUUCAUCAAAUAAGUGCACCGAUGAGGGAAACAAAUUGGUUGCUUGCUUACGAGUUCCAGGAAAUGAAUCGCCUGAUCUUUCACUGCUAAUCCAAAACAAGGGAACAGGUCCUCUUACUGUGAAAAUUACUGCGCCAGAUUUUGUUCAUCUGGAGAAGAGUGAAGUUAAACUUCAAGAGAAGGAAGAUAAAAAGGUAAAAGUUUCAAUUGGUGAUGGAAGAGAUGGCCACACAAUCGUUCUUACCACAGGUAGCGGCCGUUGUAAUCUUGAUUUUAGGGAUCUGAUUUCGCACAAUAAUGCCAAAGUUUCUGAUAAUCUCCCGAAGUCCUCACGGUUCAGCUACCUCACAAAACCACCUGUCAUUGCAAUCUUAGCUUUUGCCGUAAUUCUAACAUUUGCAGCUACUGUAGUUUUCAUUAGCAUUCGUUCUAAGAGUUUCACAAGUGGCAAUUCUAAAUAUCAAAGGCUGGAUAUGGAGCUCCCUGUUUCCAUCACAGGCCAAUCCGUUGCUGACAAUAAUGACGGAUGGGAAAACAGUUGGGAUGACAAUUGGGAUGAUGAGACACCACACACACCUACCUUGCCUGUUACUCCAAAUCUUUCGUCGAAGGGCCUUGCCUCACGACGGUUGAAUAAGGAGGGCUGGAAAGAUUAGUCACUAUUAGCUUCACACAUACAUACGUGUAAUGGAAACCGCCCCAACAGCGAAUCCGAUAAUCUGGGAAUUUUGAUCAGGAUUUCAUCAUACAAGGUACACCCAUCUACCCCUUUUAGACCAACAAGCAUGUGUUAUUGUAUUUGCAUUCAACUUCUGUAAUUAUUACCUCCUCUCCUCACCUUUCUCUAUUGGAUUGGGAGGAAUGUGGAGUAUCAGAACCUCGAAUAUAUUUACUUAUUUUUGUUACGGAAAUUCGAAUGUCUGACUCCUAAUAUUUAUUGUUAGUAUAGUUAUGCUCA
Cucurbita pepo subsp. pepo (vegetable marrow) is the source of this 1635-nucleotide messenger RNA. RefSeq lists its product as uncharacterized. The record is from RefSeq and is a predicted model, not a curated record. Lineage: Eukaryota; Viridiplantae; Streptophyta; Magnoliopsida; Cucurbitales; Cucurbitaceae.